UAUACUCCUCCAAAUGCUGUCCUAUCCCGUUGAAUGCUUGUUUAUACUUGUUAAAAUCUUUUACGUUGAUGUUAUAUUUGUUAGGUGGGUAUGAUCCCUUGGUUUUUGUGAGAGAGACAUAGAAAUUCAACUGAAAUUCUUGUAUCUGAAUUUUCUUGAUUUUACUAAACUUUAAAGUCAGGAAUUUUUAUCUGCUUGCUUUUCUAGAUGGUUAGAUCCAAAUCAAAUCUUGUUUUUUUGUUUUCACCAGUCUCACCAGAUUUGGAUUUGGGACCUCUUUUGUUAUUGCCUUUUUUCUCAAAAUCAAAAUCAAAUUUUACAAUUAGUUUAUAAAAAAAAUUAUAGUCCAAAUUAAGAUGUGUAUUAUCGUUAUUAUUAUCAUUGUUAUUAAAAUAAAAAUUAUUUAGUACCAUCAGAAGACAUGAUAUUUUCAGUAGAAGAAUCAAUGAGCGAAGUUUUCUUUAGUAGAAGUAUUGAUGAUUGAACUUUUGGGGGGAAAUUGCUCAUUUUUUAUUGUCAGUGACCUACAAUUGUAUUAGAGGUGAUGGUUGAAACUAAAUUAGAGCACAUCCGUCUUCAAAGGUGAUACUUCUUAAUCAGUAUGAGGAAAUGCAUGUGUGUUUUUCUGGGUCAUUAAUUUUAAAACAAACUACAAAUCUAUCUAUGCUAAGCCUACUAUCACAAUCUUUGAACUGAUUGUUAGAUAUUGACAAAAAAGAUUUCUAAUAAUUUUUCCUCUUUCUAUCAGAUCUAUUGUUAUGUGAACUGAGGGGGUUAGAGCGGUGAGCUUUUUUCCACUUAUCGGCUUUGUUGUCAGGGAUGACAUUGUUAAAUGAGUGGGAGGGGUAGUGAAGUUGUGACGAGGUGUCGAUUGUACUCAAAGAUGAGACAAUAAAAUUAAGAAUAACAUAUUUAAUAUAUAACAAAUGAAACAAAUACAUAGAAAUAUAUUCUAAAUUUUUAAAGAAGACGAAAGUAUAAUGAUGAUAACAUUUCUGCAUUGUGACAAUAAUAGACAGCCGAUGUCCAUCUUUUCCGUACCCUUGAUGUGGGUUCCUGUCCCUGGUGACGGGACCUCCCAGAGAUGGUUUACUAAUUCUUCUUUACCAUCUGGGAGUGUAUGUAUGUUAGAGUUUUUAGAGCAUUGAUUGCAGCUGUUAGUUUUUCGAUGUCUGCUUUCAUCUGUUUUAUUUUCGCUUGGUGGGGUUCAUCUCUAUUACUAUUGGCACUAUUAACUUUGCAUUCUUGAGGCUCUUCCUCAAUCCUUGAAGAAUUAAUCUCACUUCGUUUCGAAUAUCUAUCUGUUUGUUUCACUAUUCUUUUAGCUAACUCAACAGCCUCUUCUAAUGUUUGAGGGUCAGUGCGGAUGACUUCUUUUUGAAUGUGGGGCAUUAAUCCCUGCAAAAACUGAUUCUUUAACAUAUUUUCCUUUAUAACUUUAUACAGAGGGGAACUUUUUUCCAGGGUCUCCAUUGCAGAUUUCAGUCUAAAAGUGUAGCUUUUGAUUGGUUCUCCCUUUCUCUGUUCUAUACGAAUGAAGCUCUCUAGGGCGGCAUUUGUAUUGCUUAUUUGUGGGGAGAAGCAUUCGAUGAGGUCUUCCUUGAUUUUUUCAAAGUCCGAUCCAUGAAAGGAUUCACUUUCGAAUAGGUAGGUGAGCGGUCUACUCUUUAGUCUGGCUCUUAAUAUUACAAGUUUUGUUAUUUGAUCCCAUUUCGCUAAACUAGCAACUUGCUCAAAACAAUUAAAGAAUUGAGCGAUGCUGAUUGAUUUCCUUUUGGCCCGAAAAGAAGGGAAUCUUUCCCAAAACUCCAGAGACAAUUGGGGCCUCUUGAUGGCUGCUGGAAGGCUGUUCACUAGAUGUCCUUUGUUCCUCCAUAUUGGAAUUACAAUUAUGUUAGAAUUACAACAAUUAUGCUACACGUUACACUUUGUUUUUUUUUUUUAUAUUAUAAUUACGGAUAACUAUUUACGCUCGUACAGCAGUACAUAGAAAGGUAUACACGUAUCCUGUCGCGGAUGCCAAUUAUGUGGUGUGACAGGUUAACGAAAAACCAUAUUAUACAAGAAUACACCACGUGUUAACACAAAUUUUAACAAGAAAUAGAGGAAAUUAUUUAUUUACAGUUUAUCACCAAAUUAAUUUUAAUACAUUAACUUGAACCCGUAUAUAAUACUAAACCGUUCCUGUUGUUCUCUCACGUGGACAAAGCUUAUAUAUCUGGUUACACGUGUGGAUCCCGAAGCCGACCAGUGCACAAUUCGUUGUGACCAUAUUAUACUAAUACUUAUGACUAACUUAAUUUAACUUAUAAACUAAUAUAAUCUAGGUAGAGGAAAAAAGUAUAGAAAUGUUAGGUUAGAAAGAAAUCCCCGUUAUCUGUACAAAAAAAUUGGGCAACCUCCCAACGUACACUCCCUGACCACAUGGAUUCGCUCUGUCAUCUUCCUCACGUGGUUCUCCCCUCGCUUUCUUCUCUCCGAAUGAAAAAAGAAAGUCCCGUCCUCCUACGCUGCCUUGUCGGUUGUUUCCCCUUUUCGGCCCAAAACUAGCCAGAAAGUGCAAAAAGGUCAAAAGAAGAAAAAUAGUGUGGGUUAUUUUAAGUAAAGAGGAAAUUAUAGAUAACAUAAGAUAUUAUCGACUAAAACCAUACAUAUACAUGGUGGGAUACACCACAGUGUCCUAGCACUUUGGCGUAAGCUUCACAACCAAAUACUUCUAUGUUUGACAUAUCUGGCCUUCUUUUAUACCAUUUUUCAGCAUGUGUUACUUCUACUGUGUCAGAAUGACAAUGAUUAAGAAGAGAAGCUGAGCUUCUAACAGCCUCUCCCCAAAGCUUCUCUUCAGCCCUUGAUUCAUACAGUAGUGCUCUGGCUUUCUCCAUAAUUGUACGAUUAAGCUUUUUAGAUUUUCCAUUCAGUUGAGGUGUAUGGGAAUGCUAUAAUCAAGAACAAUUCCUUUGUUAUUACAUCAAUGCUUAAACUCAUUACUUGAGUAUUCUCCUCCAUUGUCACAUCUCAAUUUUAGAACUUUUAGAUUUUGAAGAGCUGCUUCUAGUACAAAUUCUUUAAUGUAUUCAGAGGCUUCAAAUUUGUUUUUCAGUAGAUAUACUACUGCAUAAUCAGUGUAGUCAUCCAUAAUAGUUAAGAAGUAUUUUUCUCAUCCCAUGUUUUAGGUUCUACAGGGCCACACACAUCAGUAUGUAGGAUCUGCAGAGCACGUUCUGAUCUUUGUCUUUCCUUAUUGAAAGGUAGUUGUGUUUGUUUAGCUUUGAUACAUGUUUGGCAUGUAUGAUCUAGUUUCUCACAAUCUUUCCAUGAUAUGUUCAUUCCAUCAACUAGGUUAAUUGUUUUCUUUAAGCUGCUAAUUCCGGGACGACCCAGUCUUGCAUGCCAAAGUUGAGCUUCAGUUUUUUUUUUUUUGUUACACUUCUGUUAUUGAUUGUAUUAAACUUGCUUUGGACUAUCAUAGAGCUAUCCUUACUUGUUGUUUCCAGAGCAACUGUAUAAAGUCCAUUUUCUUGUUUUAUACCCUCACAGAUAAUAUCAUCUCCUCUUGUGAUGAUAACUUUAUCUUUGGUAAAUGUGACUUUGCUAUCAUUUUCAGUGACAGCAUUAACUGACAACAAGUUUGUACAUAAAUCAGGCACAUAUAAUGUCUUUUCAAGUAUAAAAUCUUCACCUUCAAUUCCUCCUACUCCAUAUGUCUUCAUUGAUUCAGAGUCCUUUGCUACCAUCACACUCUUUGUAUUUUUGAAAAAACUUUUUAACAGACAAAAUGUCAUUUGUCGUAUGUGCUGUACAUCCUGAAUCAACCACGAAUUCUGUAUCUCUUAAGAUUUUAUUUGACUGUGCUAAGAAGGACACUUUCUGUAAAUUUUCGUCCGAUGGAGAUAAUUAUGAUUAAUUCUUUUGAAGACAAAGUGCUUUCCAAAAAAUAGGAACCACCAUUUAUUAACUUUGUGUUCCAGACAUUACACUUUUGGCGCUGGUAAAAUGUAGAUAAGGAAAACUGGCCCAUAGUGACGAUACCUGGUAUCGUCACCAGAUACAGUUUUCCUCAUCUACAUUUUACCAGCUCUUAUUUUGUUGUAGAUAAAAGCUGAAACAAUGCCAGCAAGGUAUGAUGGAAAAUAGAAGACGUCUGAACAUCACCAGUUCUUGUUUUUUUUUUAAAUAUUUAUAUUUUUAACUGGAUAUUUUUGUAUGUUAUAAAGGACUGUUUGGAGGCCAGUAGCCUAAAAGAAAAGGUCAGUCGCCAAAAGUGUAAUGUCUGGAACACAAAGUUAAUAAAUGAUGGUUCCUAUUUUUUGGAAAGGACUUUGUCUUCAAAAGAAUUAAUCAUAAUUAAAGGACACUUUCUCUUUGCUACUUCUUCUGUUGAAUGUAUUAGGGUCCAUAUUAGGUCUAAAAUAACAGUCCUCUUCAGCAUGGUUGUUGUUCUUACACACACCACACCACUUAGUUCUUGCCCUGAAGUAAUAGUCUUUGUCAAUGUGGUUACCUUUUUUACAUAUUACAUGGACGAGGCAAGGAAGGGCAAACACUCCCUUCCUUGCCUCGUCCUUAUAACCGUGUCGCCCCCUCCAACGAACAGGAAGUGAAGGAUGGAAAGAUCGAUAAACGAGAAAACAAAGAACACAAAGAAGAAUAUUUAAUACUAGAAUUACGACUAGCGCGUAUACUAUAAUAUGGCGUCUCGUCACAGACAUUUGUAUAGAGAGGUUUCAUGUCGACAUCACAAGUAACGUCAUGAGCAUGUGCAAUUGUCCAGUGCCAUCUUUGUGACUUGUUUACAUUUUGUGUGUGUCCACGUGCGCUUUAACUGGAGUUCUUGUAUUGUUUCUUUCGUUGCGAAUAUCACUAUGGUUAUUUGUUGUGUAAUUGGGUGUAAUGCUAGUUCACUCAAGAACAAAGGAACCUCAUUUUUUAAAAUUCCCAGCAUUAUUUGUCAUCAAGGAUACCAAACUAAAGAGCUUUCACGACGAAGAUAAUCUGCAUGGCUCUCGAGAAUUAACCGGAAAAAUUUCAAUACGGAUAAAGUGAAUAUCAAUACAAGAGUUUGUAGAAACAUUUCAUUUCAGGUAAGCAAUAAAUCAAAUUACUAGUUAUCAAUAAAUUAAAUAAACUUAUACAUGAGUAUCAUAGUGUCUGCUUGUAAUAAAUAUACAGUAGAGUUAAUAUUAAAAUGUUAAACAAAGAUAAUCACUUAGCAGAUGAAGAAUUAGAAGUGUAUUUUAAACCAAUUUCCUUCCAGUCUAAUUUACAUAAAUAAAUAUGUAUUUUUUAAGAUAUAAACCAAUAAUUUCCAUUUUUCAUUUACAAAUAGUUAAGUUAGUUUAUUUUGGUGAGCAACAUUAACAUUUGUUUAAGAUGCUACUUUUUACAUUGCAUUUUUAUAUUAGUAACAAAUAAUUAUUACAUAGUACAUGUAAUGUUCAACUUGUUCCUGACAAAUUCUUAUUAUUUAUAUAUAACAUACCAUAAUGAUAAGUUAUUUUAAUAUUAUGUGAAAUUACUAACAUUAAACACAGUAUAUUAAUAAUAAUAAAAAUAAUUUAAUAUUAAAUUGUCAUAAUAUAUUAUUUAAAAAUUAUUUUCAUUCCAAAGGAAAACCUUCCUCAUUGUAUGAUGAGUCAUCACCAGACUGGGUGCCAACAUUAUACAUGGGGUAUGAGAGUGACCACAACUUAACUGCAAAUCAGGAGCGUUAUGAAAGAGCACGUAAUCGCAAGAUACAACGAGUGGCCUUAGAAGCUGAAACUCCUAAGGCAGCUGAAGCUUGCACCCAACCUCCUACUGUUAAAGAUGCAGAGAUCUCAACAACUGCAGAAAUGCAAGAAGCAGAGCCUUUAAAAUCUAAUGCAUGGGUACAAACUACAUCUUUAGUUGAAACUGUCACUUGUCAGACCGAAUUUAAAGCUAAAGAUAUAGAAAGCUUGCAAUUUGAGUGUGCAAACUUGAAAACUGAAGUAUUAUUAUUAAAAAAAACAUAUGUUCUUAAUGAAGAUUUUUUUGUGGGUGAUGACAGCAAGGUUCAUUUUUUAGUGGACUGAGCAAUUUUAAAUUGCUAUCAUUGAUACUGAACCUUUGUCGUAAACAGAUUGAUCAUCCAAAUUCCAGAAAAUUAACUCCUUUUCAAGAGAUGAUAGUAUGUUUGAUGAGACUUCGCUUAAAUUUAAGUCUGGAAGAUUUGGCUUACAGAUUUAAUAUAUCAAAAGCAACAAUAUGCCAAAUCUUUGACAAGUGGCUGCACAUUUUAUACAUCAGGUUAAGCAGAUUGAUUGUUUGGCCUGAGAGAGAUGUGCUGCAAAAAACUAUGCCCAAAGAAUUUAAAAAAACUAUUGGCAAUAAGAUUGCAGUAAUAAUAGACUGUUUUGAGCUUUUUAUUGAACGACCUUCGUCAUUAGAUGCUCACUAUUUGACAUGGUCCCAGUAUAAGCACCAUAACACAGUAAAGUUUUUAAUAGGUGUUACUCCUCAAGGAUCUGUGUCUUUUAUAUCAGAACCUUGGGGAGGAAGGGUUAGUGACAAACACCUAACCGAACAUUCUGGAUUGCUUAAAUAUUUACUGCCUGGGGAUUUAGUGCUAGCAGACAGAGGUUUUAACAUUAUAGAUAGUAUUGGAAUUACUGGAGCACAGCUAUCAGUUCCUGCAUUUACCAGUAAACAACAACUUUCUGCAUUGGAAGUAGCAGAAAGAUGUCUCAUUUGAGAAUCCAUGUGGAGCGAGUAAUCAGUCGCAUUAAAAAUAAUUUUAAAAUUCUAGAGUCAACAUUGCCAAUUGAGCAUGUGACACUAAAGGGACAUGACAAUGUAACAUCAAUAGAAAAGAUUGUACAUGUUAGUUGUGCUUUAA
Messenger RNA from Centruroides sculpturatus (bark scorpion), 6856 nucleotides. RefSeq lists its product as uncharacterized. Lineage: Eukaryota; Metazoa; Arthropoda; Arachnida; Scorpiones; Buthidae. Bases 6143 to 6712 code for a protein of 189 amino acids. The record is from RefSeq and is a predicted model, not a curated record. The transcript has a single exon.